Molecule: messenger RNA, 643 nt
Organism: Phytophthora nicotianae INRA-310
Lineage: Eukaryota; Oomycota; Peronosporomycetes; Peronosporales; Peronosporaceae
Exons: 3
Coding region: 28-435 (135 amino acids)
Biological process (GO): proteasome assembly
Source: RefSeq, a predicted model, not a curated record
ACCAUUUUUCGUUUGACCCGAAGCAAAAUGGAACCUACUUUUGACGCGGAGCUCCAGCAGCUCCAGCUGAGCGAUGACGCCGGACUGCGCAUUAUCGACCUGCCUGGGACGCUGCUGGACCAGAGCUACCUGGUCCAGAUCUGGCUGCUGAGCAACUGCAUCUUCGUGUGGAUGGGAUCGGCGACCGACAAACCUCGUCUCGGAUCGCUGUCGACGGCCAUCGCCACACGCUACAGCCCCAUGCCUCUCAUCACGUCCAUUGUGGGGGCCCCGGAGAUGGAGGAGCAACAGAUUGCUCAGAGACUUGCAAGACGCACUGGCCGACAGUGCUUUGUGUCGUGCCAACUUCCCGACCAUAUUCCUGAGCUCUUUGCGUACGUGGAGAAGCAGAUUAACAAGCGGUUGACGGAGGAAGGCGUCGUAAUAAAGAGCUGAAGAGAGUCCAACUAGUUCGUAGUGGAUGAAUUCGAGAUAUUCAAGGCUGCUGGUACUGAGCACGUGAGUGACGACAUUUGUAAACCGCUAGUAGCGGUCCGCUACACGGCAUUUUUGAAUAAGAUAGCUAGUCUUGCUUAUCAUCAAGCACCGUCCUAGGACGAGCUAAGCUUUUUCAAGAUCAACCAUGUAUGAAUUCUUCGCUUGA